This is a messenger RNA of Gadus morhua (Atlantic cod), 1316 nucleotides long. RefSeq names its product protein FAM181A-like. NCBI's taxonomy places the organism in Eukaryota, Metazoa, Chordata, Actinopteri, Gadiformes, Gadidae. The coding region runs from base 435 to 1229 and encodes 264 amino acids. The transcript has 2 exons. The record is from RefSeq and is a predicted model, not a curated record.
AUCUAAAGCAGUCAAGAAACAGUGAAACAAGUUAAAAUCUGCUGUUUGAUGAGGUUUUAUUAAACUACGGCCUAUGUUCGAAACUGAGAGGGAGGAUUAGGAAGUUCAACUGUCUCUGGAGGUGGAUGGAGCAGAAUUUACAUCAGCAUGUGAGGAGACAUACUGCAUGCAUCCCUUGAAGCGGCUGUUCUUGGCGGAUCUCCAUGACAACAAUUUGCAAUGGUGAAGAAUUCGAUACCGGGGCGCUAGGAUGCUGAUUGGGGAGCAUUGUGAGGGGCCUGAGGUCGCUGAUUGGUUCAUGGAAACACCCUAACUACAAGGACUUUAUAUUCAUUCAACUUCUUCAAGUGCUCAAAGCGCAGCUCGCGGGGGACCCGGCAGUGGGACUGGUUUUCUAGAUGGAUAACUUCCUGUAACGUGGAUUACUUUUCAACAUGGCGAGUUCUGAGAGUGAGGUUAAAACUUUAUUGAAUUUCGUUAAUUUGGCGUCCAGCGACAUCAAGGCGGCCCUGGACAAGUCUGCGCCUUGCAGACGCUCCGUGGACCACCGGAAGUACCUUCAGAAGCAGCUGAAGCGUUUUUCUCACAAAUACUCCAGAGUUCCAAGAUGCCACACGCACAAAGCUGCAUUGCCCGAAGGCGCCAGACCAGCCGGGAUUACUGCACCCCAGGGCACGAAGAUCCCAGAAGGGGCGCGUUUGGAUGGGCAUGGUGUGGACACUUUACGCACCACUGCGGGCAAAGAUACCGGCAGCCAGGAACUGCUGCCCAUGAGGAAACGGCAAUUACCGGCAUCAUUCUGGGAAGAACCUAAACUAACCGAACUUAAAAAUGACUCUUUACAGGUAGGUCUCGAAAAGAGCCACAUUGAGACUGAUAAGAAAGAAAGGAAAGGAGCUCGUGUUGACGACUCAAAAGCCGCAAUAAGCGCCUCGAGUCGACACGGCCCGGUGGACAGAGACAGGGUGAAAUCGGACAUGACCUCACACCACUUGAGUCUCUGCGGCUGUUGCCCCUUUCAGUACCACGGACAACAGGUGUUCCAGAGCCACGUGGUGGUCCCCCACUCCCCGUUGGUGCUGUGGGGCAAAGCCGCAGGAGCCGAAACAGGGAUGGUCCUCCCUGAGCAUCACUAUGGACCGAAGGUUACCACGCACGUCGUGGUGAAGCCCAUACCGACCAAGCCCCCCGUCCCGUCAUCAAUUUUCAGCGUGUUCGGCUUCCUCUAAAAGUCCAACCACAUGACCGUGGACGAAAGCAGGUCCAUCCAUGCAAAUAAGCGCCUGGUUAUUUUGUGUCCAGCUAGCGGUAGGACU